GCUAUCCUUUACUUCGAUUAUGCGCUUACACUGGGCCGCGAGGUGGAGCGUUUCUGGAAGGGACGCUUCUCUUUGGCGUCGUUCGUGUUCUACCUCAACCGAUAUCUAUCUCUGAUCGGACAUAUUCCUGUCAUUUAUGAGUUCUAUUGGGUAGAUGAUCAAUCUGUGAGCAUUCUACCGAUGUAUCAUCAGAUGCUCGCCGGUGUCACUCAAGUCAUCGUCGGAGGCCUGCAGUUGUUCCGAGUACGUGCCCUCUACGGUGGCGCGAGAUCCGUUACACUCUUUCUAUUUGCACUCUGCGUCGUGGGAUGUGCCAUCAGCGGGUGGUCAAUCAGCAAAACCUGGACCACACCCUCGCUGCUUAAGAAGAGUGUACCUGAUCUUGCAGUGGUCUGGGUCACCAUCCUUGUGUUUGACCUAGCGGUUUUCGCUCUCACCGUAUGCCGGAUCGUUCGAAUUGAACCGAAAUUGCGCGGGAGUCUCUUCACUGUGUUGCUGCGCGAUGGUGAGAGCAACUUACCCUUCGUACCUCCCUACAUUUGCGCUGACAUUUGA
Messenger RNA from Dichomitus squalens LYAD-421 SS1, 555 nucleotides. RefSeq lists its product as uncharacterized. The transcript has 5 exons. The annotation marks the transcript as partial. NCBI's taxonomy places the organism in Eukaryota, Fungi, Basidiomycota, Agaricomycetes, Polyporales, Polyporaceae. The record is from RefSeq and is a predicted model, not a curated record.